AGCAGCGCGGCUGCGGUUGUAAUUUGAAAAAUAGGGCUCGAGCGCCCGGGACCCGGGUGCAGGAACGGCAGCGGAUUUUGCAGCAACAUGGACAGCGGCGGGAACUUGGAUUUUCAGGAGUGCUGGCAAAUGUUUGAGGCUAAGGUGCAGAGCUAUGCAGGUGAUGAUCCAUUGGAUCUAUGGGACAGGUUUAUACAGUGGGUAGAACCUUUACUUCCCCCUACAGAGAAAGAUGUGUUGGUCUCAGUGUUGGAGAAACUUGUAAAGAAUUUUAUGAGUGACAAGAAGUAUUCCAAUGAUCCAAGAUAUGUCAACUACUGGUUGAAACUGAUAAGCUGCAGCACAACACCACUUGAUUUUUACAACUACAUGUACAGUCAAGAGGUUGGCAUAAAAUCAGCUGCCCUCUAUCUUGCUUGGGCAAAUGUGCUGGAAAUGAAAGGCGACUUUCAGAUAGCUGAUAGCAUCUUUCAGAAAGGCAUUCAAAAUUCUGCAGAACCAGUGGACAUGCUAAUACAUCACUAUGGGUGUUUUAGGGAUCGAGCAUCUCAGAAUCUUCUUCCAGUUAGAGCAGAAAACCCCGUAAGAUCUAAACCUGACCAUGUAGGGAAUCAACACAGUAUGCUUUUUGGAUCUCAAAAAGGCCUUCUACAUGAACCUUCGGAAAAUCUCCAAUCAGUCAGUCGAGAUUUGUCUGCUUUGAAUAAGAUGGGUUUGAAUGCUGCACCCAUGGGUUCAGAGACAGUUCCCAGAUCUCAGGGUUUACAUCCACAGCUACUACAAGACAACAAAGAGAAAAGCUCUGACAGUAAACAACCAAUGUUUGCUCCUUGUGGUACAGAGUCUGAUAAUUUAAUUUCAAAUGCACCUAAGAUUGUGAAUCAAAAUGGCAAUCAAGGUAAAAGCCAGGGAGCAGUUGAAGUUCAGCAAGUCAUCAUGUACCAUAAAGAUGUUCUCUUUUCUGGAGAUAAAGAGAUGUGUUUUGAAGAAAUUCGAGCUAAGGAUUACUUUAUGCGAAACCAACUAAAAGAAAAGGAGGAAUGGAAGAAGAUUUGUACAGCCUCCAAAUCUGAUGAGAUCAGAUCACUGGAGCAAAAACUGGAACAACUAAAAGUGCAACUGAAGUUAACUCAGGAACGGGAGCAAGAAAUACUGCAGAUGUCAACCCAAAAUGCCUUGCAGAUGAUUACUGCACCAUCACAUCAACCAAUCAAGUCUGUUGCGGAAUCUUCAGCUCCUGCUUUGCAAAUGAAAAUGGACAAAAGGGAAGAAAAGGAACAAAAUUCAUCUUUAGAUGUUUGUGCUGGAAAUGUCACAAAUACAAGUUUUGCUGCAGCUCAUCUGCAACAACCCCAAUAUGAGAUGUCAUCGUUGUUGCCAACGGUAAAUCGUAAAUUGAAAUCUCCUGGCUUUCAAUCCGGAUUUAGAAUUUAUGAAGAGGCAGAAAAAGAGUUCAGUGAUACGUGGGCACAAGUGGAGCCACUAUCCAGAUCCAUAGUUACAGGUUUAAAUGAGAGCAACAAUAGGGAACAGUUUAUGAAUAGAAGUGGUAACAGUUCUAGGACCCCGCUCUCGAAACCAAAAGAUGGAAAUGUUUCUGGAUCAAUUGCGAAUAGAUCCCACACGCCAAACUCUUCUUUUGGCUUGGUUCAAGCUACUCCAUCCAAAGUGCUACCUUCACCAACUGUUUAUACCAAAGAAGCAUUAGAUGCUAUAAUGGACAUGUUUCAGGCACCAGUGAUUCCUGAAUUACCUCAAGUUGAUGAACAUGGUUGUGCUUUUGCAGAGGAUCGAACAGAAAUGCAGGAUGGAGAUUCCAAAGCAUUUUGUAAAAAGGAUGACAACCAUCAAUCCAUGGAAAUUCUGGGUAUGAACUUUGCUCCACCUCCUACUGUACCAUUUUCUAUCUUUGAAGAUGAUCCUGGAAGUAUGAAUAGCAUACAAAAUGAUUUGAACAGUAAACCUGUAGAAUCGGCGCCACGGGGAGAAUUGUCAGAGAAACAGUUGAUGGUUGGUAAAGUAAAGGAUAUAGAUGAUCAGGCUGUUUGGGCUGUUUGUGACAACCGAUCCUUGGUAAUCAACCCAAACAAUACAGAGGAUUUUGCCCUUGCAGCCCCUCUAGCAUCUACUCCAUUCUAUGGGGUACCACCACAGUCAAAGCAAGAUUCAGAGGAAAGUCAAGAAAACGCAGACGUUAACAAUGAUGAGAACGUGGUGGCUCUUUCAUCAGAUGAGGAAUGCAUACAGUUUGCCAAAAUCAGAAAAAUUAGUCCUACUCAGCAUAUAGGGUCGGAAGCAAGCAAUAGGAUAUCACCUCCUGCCGUUGACUCUAGCCUUAAUUGUCAGCAUCUAACCAAUAAUGCACCAAUUUCUGAAGAAUUUCACAUGAUCGAAGAUAAUCUUGAAUCAUGCAGCGUGCCUAACUUUGAAGACUGCCUUAAACCUGAACAGUCAUUUUGCUGCCUGCAGGAAAUGUACUGCAGUGAUCAACAGUUUGAGGACCCAGUUGAAACCCCAACAGAAACUGGUGUAGUCAUCAAGAAUCCUUGGGACAAAAAUCUUAUAAGUGAACUUCUGUCAAAUCUAGCUAAGCCAUUGACUUCUUAUAGCUCUUUUUUAAAUUGGGAGGACAAUAUGCCUGCCGUCAGACCGAAAAUCAAUCUUUAUUUAGGGAAUGAAAUGUUCCAUGUCAGUCAUUUGCUUGGACAGGGGUCAUUUGCUCAUGUUUAUCAAGCUACCAUUGUUGAUAUGAAUAAUUUAUCUGAUGUGAGGAACCAACAAAAAGUCUGCUUAAAGGUUCAAAAAACAUCCAAUCCCUGGGAAUUCUACAUAAGUACUCAGCUAAAGGAGAGACUGAAACCCAAGUUAUGCAACCUCUACAAUAAUAUCCACGUUGGACACUACUUUAACAAUGGCAGUAUUUUGGUUGGAGAGUUGUACAGCUUUGGAACUUUACUGAAUGCAGUUAAUCUAUACAAAACAAUAAAUGAAAAAGCAAUGCCUCAGAUUCUGGUGAUCUACUUUGCCAUUCACAUUCUGAAUAUGGUGGAACAGCUGCAUAGUAUUGGAAUAAUUCAUGGUGACAUAAAGCCUGACAAUUUCAUGCUUGGAGAAAGGUUCCUAGAUGAUGCAGGCGGCGUUGAUGACACAUUAUCCCAAGGAUUAACGUUGAUUGACUUUGGCCAAAGCAUAGAUAUGAAGUUAUUCCCUCAAAAUACAGUUUUUGUGGAAAACUGUAAGACAUCAGGUUUCCAGUGUAUUGAAAUGCUGUCAGAAAAGCCAUGGACAUUCCAGACAGACUACUUCGGAAUUGCUGCCACAAUUCACUGCCUUCUCUUUGGCACUUAUCUGAAAUUGAAGAAAGAACAGGGUAUCUGGAAAGUCAAUGCAACUUUUCAAAGAGGUCAUCAUGCAGAUUUAUGGAAUCAUUUUUUCAAUACCUUAUUAUAUGUUCCCAGCUGCCAGACUCUGCCAUCACUUUGUGACCUACGGGAAAAGCUAGUGUCACUCUUUAAAGAACACUAUACAAAGAAACUGAAACCACUUCGGCAGCGGUUACUGGUGCUUUUACUUGAAAAUAAACCUUCACAAAAAAGAAUGUAAAUUGGAUGGCUGUCUAUAAAUGUAGAUUGUAAAUAGUUUCAUACUUCAUUUUUGUAUGCCCUAAAUAUUGCUGUUAUUUCAAUGUAUGUUUUCAAUAGUGGAACUUAGAUUCUAUAACAGAAAUUGACAGCAAAAUCUUUAAAGCAUAAGAUUGUGCCAUUGUUCUUUCCAGCAAACAUAGGCCAAGCCUUGCCUUCUUACUUUCCAAUUUAUCAAUAAGAGUUCUUGAGAUUGCUUACAAUCUACAUGUUGUGGGAAGACUCAACCUUGAGUUUUUAUAAAUAUGCCACUUUAAUAGCAGUCAUUUAAAUUUAUGGUGAGUUUGUUUCCUGUCAAAACUUGUGUCUGUUAAAGAGUAUGUAGAGUUUAUUUUAAAAAUGUAUGGAAAGUAAAAUGGUUUAAUUGGAUUUUUUUAAACGACAAUAGUUGUUUCACAUCUUAAGAAACUGAAUGCUGCAUCGGAACACUUGUUCAGUUAAUAUGUCAGUCAAGCUGCAAGUAUCCCACAGCACUUGAAGUUUCAGACAUUAACUGCAUUAUAACCUUGAAUGGAGUGUAAUUUCUGGUCACAGGAGCAGCAUAAAAUGAUUGUGAUUUAUCUUGGACUGUAUUGCAAUAUAGAAUGUCUACCAAUUUACAUUUCAAUAUUUAAUGUCAGGGAUUCUUUGAAUUAAAUUAUUGAGGCUGGAUUCUUUGAAAUCACAGCUAAGGUAAUCUUUCAGGAACUUCUACCCUAAAAGAGCCCCUUUUAACCACAAGUAUCAUUGUGGGUUGGCUAGAAGUCCUUAUUGGACACUUUUUUCCCCCCCCUCCCCAUUCAGAACCACUCUCACAUAGAACUCAGGAUUUUUCAUAUUAUGUUGAUACAUUUCAUAAAAUUAAAAAGGACCAACUCCUCAGUUGUGGAUGGUACUACAUUACAAACUUCCUGUGCCUAUGCAUGACUUGUAGAAGUGUUCUUAUGAUAAUUUAGGAGUUGAAAUAACGUGUGCAGGAGCAAAAGGGGUUAAAAUGAUAUAAUCAUGCAGGCCCAGCCUGUGACAGUGGUAGGGUUAAUUUAGAACUCGAUAGUUCAUCAUUUAAGAACAGUUUGAAUACACCCCAGUUGAAUGAUUGAACUUGUAACAUUUUCUUUCCAGGAUCAGUCCUCCUACAUGGAAAUUCAGCUACUGACUGCCUAUUAACAUAAUAGCAUCAUGUGAUAUGUUAUUACUGUCAGUGUGUUUAACAAAGGGUUCCACAGAAAAAUAAAACUAAUGAGGAUCAUUGAUCA
Messenger RNA from Stegostoma tigrinum, 4876 nucleotides. RefSeq names its product BUB1 mitotic checkpoint serine/threonine kinase (gene bub1). The record is from RefSeq and is a predicted model, not a curated record. Bases 88 to 3603 code for a protein of 1171 amino acids. Gene Ontology annotation, molecular function: protein kinase activity; ATP binding. Lineage: Eukaryota; Metazoa; Chordata; Chondrichthyes; Orectolobiformes; Stegostomatidae. Gene Ontology annotation, biological process: meiotic sister chromatid cohesion, centromeric; protein phosphorylation; mitotic spindle assembly checkpoint signaling. The transcript is spliced from 25 exons.